UAGAAGAAGAGCACUGCUAGGCUAGCUACCAAGCUAGCAGCUGUAAAUCUCACGUUUGCUCAGACGUGAACUCGAACAUGCUUCUCCAGACGGCCCGACCGUGGCUGCUCCGCUGCAGGACUCUACCUCGGUCCCCGUCCAGGCCCUACUAUGCGGAGAAAGUGGCUCGACUCGGCUCCGAGCCGGAUAAACACUCCUCUGUUUACCAGGAGAAUUAUGAACGAAUGCAGGUUCUUGUUGACGAGCUGAAAAGCCGGACAGAGAAGAUUAAAUUGGGCGGAGGAGAAAAAGCCAGAAGGCUUCACAUGUCUCGUGGGAAACUUCUGCCCAGAGAGCGUGUAGACAGACUCCUGGAUCCAGGGACCCCCUUCUUGGAAUUCUCUCAGUUUGCAGCAAAUGAGCUCUACGGAAAAGAGGAAGUCCCAGCAGGCGGUAUAAUUACCGGGAUUGGACGCGUGUCGGGGUUGGAAUGUGUUAUUGUUGCAAAUGAUGCCACAGUUAAAGGAGGAACGUAUUAUCCAAUCACCGUGAAGAAGCAUCUCCGUGCACAAGAAAUAGCUCAACAGAACCACCUGCCAUGCAUCUACUUAGUGGAUUCCGGAGGAGCCAACCUGCCCAGACAGGCCGAAGUCUUUCCCGACAGAGACCAUUUUGGACGCAUCUUCUACAACCAGGCCAGGCUGUCUUCAGAGGGAAUCGCACAGAUUGCUGUUGUGAUGGGCUCCUGCACGGCUGGAGGAGCUUACGUACCAGCGAUGGCAGACGAAAGCAUCAUUGUGAAGAAGCAAGGAACGAUCUUCCUCGGCGGACCUCCACUGGUCAAAGCUGCCACUGGAGAAGAAGUUUCUGCCGAGGACCUUGGCGGCGCCGAUCUUCAUUGCAGGAAAUCCGGUGUGACCGAUCACUACGCUUUAGACGAUAAUCACGCGCUUCAUUUGGCACGGAAGGCGGUGCGGAACCUCAACUACAGGAAAAAUAUCGAGGUCACCACAGAGCCCGUUGAGGCUCCUCUGUACCCGGCAGAUGAGCUCUAUGGGAUAGUUGGAGCUAACUUGAAACGCAACUUUGAUGUCAGAGAGGUCAUUGCCAGAGUUGUAGACGGCAGCAAAUUUGAUGAGUUCAAGGCUUUCUACGGAGACACGCUUGUGACAGGAUUUUCAAGAAUAUUUGGUUACCCGGUCGGAAUCAUUGGCAACAACGGAGUCUUGUUUUCAGAAUCUGCAAAAAAGGGGACGCAUUUCAUCGAGUUGUGUUGCCAACGAAACAUUCCACUCAUUUUUCUACAAAACAUAACAGGGUUCAUGGUGGGUAGAGAGUAUGAAGCAGGAGGCAUCGCCAAGGAUGGAGCCAAGAUGGUGACCGCAGUCGCCUGUGCCAAUGUACCCAAGAUCACCGUUAUCGUCGGAGGAUCCUACGGUGCAGGAAACUACGGCAUGUGUGGCAGAGCCUACAGCCCUCGCUUCCUGUUCAUGUGGCCAAACUCGCGUAUCUCGGUUAUGGGCGGUGAGCAGGCGGCCACCGUCCUCGCCACCAUCACGAAGGAUCAGAGGGCGCGUGAGGGAAAGGAGUUCACCGCCGAGCAAGAGGCCGCCAUGAAGGAGCCAAUAGUGCGGCGGUUCGAAGCCGAGGGCAGCCCGUACUUCUCCAGCGCCAGACUGUGGGAUGACGGGAUUAUUGAUCCAGCAGACACCCGUCUGGUGUUGGGUCUGAGUCUCAGCGCGGCGCUGAACGCACCAACGAAGAAGACGCGGUUCGGAGUGUUCAGGAUGUAGCGUGUGCGGGUGUAGACCUCGGAUCUAACAGAGUUGUACUGUAUUUAUACUAGUUUUUGUAGUUUUAAUCCUGAUGUGUCACCAGAUUAACAAAGAUUAAAAAAAAUAAACACUAGAAAAACAUCACCUGAGUGAAUGAUCAACGUGGAAGAUGUUGCGGGACAUCUCCACUGUCAGGUUGUGCCUUAACUGUUACUACACCAGUGUAAAUGCAACUCUAGUUUAUAACCUGUUUCCUUUAGUGGCCUGGGUUGUUUUAUUUGAUCAAAUUCUGUAAAUGUGAAAUAAAAAAAUGUGAAAAUCUGAA
This is a messenger RNA of Platichthys flesus (European flounder), 2079 nucleotides long. RefSeq names its product methylcrotonyl-CoA carboxylase subunit 2 (gene mccc2). Gene Ontology annotation, cellular component: mitochondrion; methylcrotonoyl-CoA carboxylase complex. The record is from RefSeq and is a predicted model, not a curated record. The transcript has 17 exons. Gene Ontology annotation, molecular function: methylcrotonoyl-CoA carboxylase activity. Lineage: Eukaryota; Metazoa; Chordata; Actinopteri; Pleuronectiformes; Pleuronectidae. The coding region runs from base 78 to 1772 and encodes 564 amino acids. Gene Ontology annotation, biological process: L-leucine catabolic process.